Gossypium raimondii (Peruvian cotton) is the source of this 828-nucleotide messenger RNA. RefSeq lists its product as uncharacterized. Bases 189 to 695 code for a protein of 168 amino acids. The transcript has 3 exons. NCBI's taxonomy places the organism in Eukaryota, Viridiplantae, Streptophyta, Magnoliopsida, Malvales, Malvaceae. The record is from RefSeq and is a predicted model, not a curated record.
AAACAUCAUCGUUAACAACGAGAGGCACCCAAACAACAAAUCAAUUCUUCGAUUUCAUCGAAGCUCUCUUUAAAAUUUUCUAAUUUACUUCAAAAUCCCAUUUCUCCAAUUCCCAAGUUUUCAUCAAAGAAACUCAGUUCGCAUUUUUUUUUUCAAAUUAUUAUUAGUUGUUUAAAGCUUGGGAUACAAUGGAGUUAGCCCUGAACAUUUCGUCUCCGCUAAUAUUUCCCACAAAUUCAACACCAAAAUUGAAAAAAAUUAACAAAAUUUCUUAUGGUUUCGGAUCCAAUGGAUCCUACCCGACCUCUAAAAUCUGCGCUGUUUGUUCCAAUGGCUCUGUUUCAUCAUCAUCUUCUUCUCAUGGGGCUGAGGCAAGGGCAGUGGGAGAUGCACACAGACGAAGAAGCAGUCUCGAAUCACUAUUUUGUUAUGACAAACCUAUCCCCGAGGAGCGAAUUGAAGAACCGGUUGGGGUAUCGUUGGCUGAAAAAUUAGUUGGAGAUAACCCCCGUUGCGCUGAUUGUCAGGCCAAAGGUGCUGUCCUUUGUACCACAUGCUCUGGUUCAGGAUUAUAUGUGGACUCAAUACUAGAGAGCCAGGGUAUCAUUGUCAAAGUCCGCUGCCUAGGUUGCGGAGGAAGUGGUAAUAUAAUGUGCUUGGAAUGUGGUGGCCGAGGUCAUCUAGGAUCCGAAUAACUCGAUGGAUUCUUAACUCUUUGGAAAAAUUGUUUUAGCCUUUUUAUGUAGUGUUUGCACACUGGAAUUUCAUUUCUUCUAGUCAUGUAAUUCAUGAUAAAAUAAAUUCAAUAAUGUAAUUUGAUUUGUGCCA